This is a messenger RNA of Contarinia nasturtii (swede midge), 5050 nucleotides long. It is a transcript of the gene M7BP, whose product is annotated as protein PFC0760c. The transcript is spliced from 16 exons. The record is from RefSeq and is a predicted model, not a curated record. Lineage: Eukaryota; Metazoa; Arthropoda; Insecta; Diptera; Cecidomyiidae. The coding region runs from base 156 to 4715 and encodes 1519 amino acids.
CGAUUUUCGAUCGAUCGCAACGAUACUGUUUUCAUAUCCAAUGUUAAGAUCUUUUCAGUAAAUAAAUUUACGACAAAAGAGCAUACGAAGAACAAUUCUAAAAUAUUUGUGAAACAUAAAUAUUUGCAUAGGUGUUACAGAAGUGAUAAAAAAAAAUGAAAGAUGUCUCGGAAAUAAUCGGUUUUCGAUCACAUUUCGGUCGAAAUGUUGGCGUGCUCUUUGGUACAAUAGCGUCAAUUUAUAUCGCAACCAAAGGCAUUCAGUAUAUCAGCAAGAAAAUCACCGACAAAAAAAAGAUCACAUCAAAAAAGUUGUCAUCGUCGGCAGAUAAUCUCAACAUAGAUUUAAACUCCAAUAUAACACAACCAGAAGUGAGAAGCGUGUGUCAGAGAAAUUCAAUUCAACAAGCAGAUCCAUUUGAUUGUUGCUCCGUUUGUCAGAAUCCAAUCAACAUUGCUGUUUCCGAUCGUGCCGAAUCGAUAAUUGAAAACAUUGUGUCGUGUCGCCAUUGCUUGUUGCAAACAUGUAAAAGUCCACAAUGUUCAAUUUGGUUGCAAGAGCAAAAUUGCUGGGAAUGCAGCAAUUGCCAUCAUUUCGAUUCGGUUGUGUAUGUACAAGCAUAUGACUGGAUUUUUGACCAACUGAACCAACGAUUUGAUGCAAAAUCAAUUGAUGCUCAUGUUAAAAAUAUACCGCCAAUAAAUGAAAUCGAUGCAACACUGGAAGAUGAUGUUAUGUUGAAGUUAAACGACGAAACAUCACCAAUUCCACUUCAACAACGAGUUCGCGUACGGGAAUUCAUUGAAGAUCUGCUUGCAUCUAUGCUGGGUGGCACACUGGACAAUGUGUGCGUUGGACAAAUUUAUAAGAAUUUGGAAUAUUUGAAAUUUUUUUUAUUGUUCCAUUGCGAAUUAAGCACAACCAUUUAUAAGUUGGAAGUUUCAUUACAUCAAGCAUUGUCAUCCGAUUUACCGAUAUUAGAACACGACAAAAAUCCCGGUGUGUCGUACGAAAAUUUACGAAAAAUUGUACACACCAUUGUUCAAGAAGUGAUCAAAUUACCGGAGUUUUAUAAUCAAAAAGGAUUCUCUAGUGUUGAUGCCAAUCAAGUCAAAUCAUCAUUCGAGCCGAAAAUCUAUGAAGACUUACUUGCUACGGCAGUCAUAAAUAAGAUUGUGGAAACGUACAACGAUAAAAAGUACGAAAAUAGUUCGGGUAUACAUUCAGGAGGCUCAGAUUUGGAUAGCAGUUGCCAUAUCGAUCAAACGAAUCCUAAUUUCAUUUUAAAUUCACGUUGCAGUUCAACCGAAUUGAAAAGUGAAUACAGUGCAUUUAAUGAACGUUUUCGUUCACCGUCAAUGAAGACGGCUGAUAUAAUUGAUGAAAUAUUCCGUGAGAAAUUGGGCAAAGAAAAUUAUCAAUCAUCAGCUUCGGCGUCGGCAAGCGCUCAUAGUGAAUUAAGCGAUUAUAUUCAGAAUCAUAGGAUUUCGUUGCCAAACUUUGAAUUUAACGAAAACGAUAUCGAAGACGACGACUCCGAGGAAAUCGAACAGGAAUUUCAAUCGAUUUAUGCAAAUAGCACUGGAUUCGAAACAAAUUUCAACGACAUUUCUGAUAAUUGGCUGUUCCGUAAGGUUGGAUCCGGCAACUGUAUGAACGGAUCGACAAGUAGCAUAGUAUCAGCAUCAUCCCCAGUUGGUAUGCUUGUACCCUCACCAACACAAGAUUGUCGAACAUUAAUUGGCAAUCGAAACGCAGACGAAAUUAGCGAUCUUUCCGAAAAUGGUUCUGACAUUGAGUCAUUGCACGCUGAACACAGUGACAAUGAUUUGAAGCGCAGCCGAUUAAAUGCAUAUGAUUUACCACAUGUUUUAGUUGAAAGUAAAACACUGAUUGGUGGAAAAAAUGAAAUGAAUUCGUUUGAACAAAGCAAAGCGGCUCUCAUUGAUCUACUUGAACCCGAUAGUUUAGUUUCUGAACAGUCUUUGACCGGUCAAAGUCCAGCCAUUUCAGAAGCAAAAAAUAACCUCAUUCUCAUUGAAGAUCGAACCACCGCAAUUGCAUCAUCGUUAACUAAUAAACGAUUCACAACCAUGGAUAACAGUAUUCGAAGUGUGCAAGACCAAAACUCUGAUCUGCUCAUUAAAUUCGAUUCACUUGAGGCGUACGAAUCAGAUGACACACAUACGUUGAAUGAAAAUGAGAAAAACCAAAGAGAAUAUGAUCCAUACCACGAAGAGGAUAUAAAUCGCUUCACUGAUGAAUGCGGUAGCUCAAGCACUGUGGCUGCUGACACAAUUACAAAAAAUGACGAUCGAAUUUCGUUGAAAAUGUUGUCAUCGUUAAAUGUAAAUGAAGAAUUUAAUGAUUCGUUGGAAGUGAAUACGACCGACAGAGAUUCUGUUCAAGAUAUUGAUGACGAUAUUAAAGGUGAACCAUUUGAUAUCGUUGAACAAGACUCAUUAGAAACGACAAAACUGGAUGUAAUCACAUCGAAUAACAAUGUGCCAGAGUUUCUUCCGUUUGCUCAAAUCGGAAGUAGUUGGUCAAAUGAUGAGUGUCCAGCACAAAACAGUACUUCUGAGUUUAGCUCUAGCACUAAUCAAUUAGUUGAAAUCGAUAAAAUAAAUAACAAAACUAACGAAUUCGAUGAUCAAACUAACAAUACAAUUACCACUAACCAAUCAGACAAUCAAGACUAUCGAGAUUUACCAGGAUCGAUUGCCGAAAGAGAGCAUAUGAAGUGGCAAAAUGCUGUUGAGCUUCCGAAUAAUCCAUAUUCGGCGGAAGCGCUACAACGCCGAUUGAGUCAAUCGUCGAAUACAAAAUUCCUGGAUAUCGAACGAUUAACUGGAAAGUGUGAAACAAAUAUCAAAAGUACCCAGUUAAAUACCACAAAUCAAACCAAGGCCAAUGCACCAAUCAAAGUUGUAUUGAAUUCAAAUAGGAUGGAUUCAGAGAGAUACCGCCGAGAUUAUUACAUAAAUGAUGCGAAAAGCGCUUCUGGUUCACGGGCUCUGAAAACUAGUGGUGAUCUUAAUCGCCACCGUACCAUUGACGACGAUGACGACGACAAUAAUGCUGACGACUAUGAUGAUGACAAUAAUGGCUACAACACCCUGGACAAUGAUACGAACGAUGAUAGUUUGCAUAUUGGCGAUAUAGAAGUGGUAUCGACAACACAAACUCAACAGACUUACUCUAACCACUUGGAAAAUCAGACAGAAACAUUGCGUAAAGUGCAACCAAUACAAGUGGACGAAAGUGAUCCGAUUCUCAACAAGGCAACAAAACUAGAUCAUUUAUGUACCGAAGAUCGUGACUAUUUUUUAUUACAAAGCAACACGGUUACAGCUGAAGAGUACGCAAAAUUAAGUUUAGAUUCGGAAACAACUGACGAUAGCCACGUACAGCAAUUAUCACUGCCACAUUGUGACGACAGUUUGUCAACAACGGUGAGCGAAGAAUCUGAAUGUACGGCUGCCGUUCGUGUAUACGAUUUAAAUAAGCGCGAAACGAAAAUUUUGCGUCACGAUAUAAUCAAACGAUCACGCAAUCCAAUCGGCGGCGAAACAAUUAAUUCAUUUGAUAAUUUUGGAAAUUGCUGCAGUGAAACAUACACCAAAGAACGAAGCGAUUCACCGCUUCAAACAACCAUUAAACAAUUGAACAGUCGUUUAUUGGAAAACGUAAACGAAACACGCAAACCACCGAGAUCACCAACCAAACUUAAAUCAACACACUUGAAUCGAAAUCCACGAAAACUUAAAAUGUCCGACGUUCAGUUGAUGAAUGAUGCCUUUGGCACAAGCUUGGAUCCAAAAAUUAUCGACGAAUUGAAGCGAAAAAAUGGCGAAAUUGAUGAAGUUGAGUCAACAAAUGUGACUCACGAUUUUGAUAAGAAUUUAAUAAAUGCAACCGAACAACUAUUGGAUAAAGAGCGUGAAUUCAGUAAAGUGAGUAAAGAAUUCGAUGAAGAAAUACAGUGCCAAGAAUCAGAUAUUAAACAACAAUCAGAUGAAUCAACCGUGUCUGAUUGUGAAAAUGCACAAAAUGUGUUAGUCAAUGCAAGUGCCAAUUGUGAAUCAACAAAUACAACAAAUGUGCAAGAUGAUAAUGAAAAUAUUGAAAAUAACUGCGUCACAACCGAAUGUGAAACGAUGGAUUUGCUGACGUCGCAUAGUCAAACGACAAUUGAAUCGCCCGUGCCCAUAUCGAACAAUCAAAUUCAAAGUCAAGUGACAAAUUAUGAACGAAAUCACGAGGUUAUAGUUCAAGUGAAUGAACAUAAAGAAAAAUCGGUCAUUGAAGAAGAUGUUAUAGGUGCGUUACCAUCUGUCAAAGAGCUCGCCCGAACAUUUUCAACAAAAACAAACACCGUACCAGAGAAAUUGCAUCGCCCAAAGCGAAAACUAACUAAUCAGAUGGCUUGGCGUAGCUCGUACAAUGGGUCCAACAACAAUGACGUUAAUGUCAAAGAUCAAAAUGGAAAUGAUUCAUCAUCGAAUGCACCUCCGAACUUUAACCAUUCAUACCAUCCAAUGGCGCCUGGCUACAGCAUUACGGCUCGCAGCUUAUCAACGAAAUUUCGCGAAGAAUUAAAGAAUGCAACAGAUGAAGGCCGUUCAUCUCCGGAACGGCCCAGCAGCCCCGUGCUGGUGCCUGGCAUUUUGAAAAAUAACGUCGCAUUUUUCGAAAAUUUGCGUAACAAAUAGAUGAAAUCAUUUGUAAAACAAUGUAAAAUGGUUCCCAUAUUCCAUUUAUAACAAUUGUUCGAUUUUACAAAUUUGAUCAAUGAUAAUAAAAACGACAAUGAAGCUGGUAUCAGAAUAGACAGCACUAGUUUUCAAACAUGCAUACAAACAUACACAUAUACAUACACGCGUACAUACAGAAUACAUAAAUACAUACAAAAUAACAUAUUAUUAGCAUAUUAAAGAGAUAGAAAAAACUGAUUUACAAUCGUCAAGUAAAUUUACAAUAUUUUUAUGGAAAAUAAAAGUUUUGCAACAUUCAUGUGUAUCUUAAUGUUGAAUCUUUCAAUUUGGAA